This is a messenger RNA of Hyaloscypha bicolor E, 2022 nucleotides long. Its product is annotated as DNA/RNA polymerase. NCBI's taxonomy places the organism in Eukaryota, Fungi, Ascomycota, Leotiomycetes, Helotiales, Hyaloscyphaceae. Gene Ontology annotation, cellular component: site of double-strand break; replication fork; nucleus. Bases 1 to 2022 code for a protein of 673 amino acids. The record is from RefSeq and is a predicted model, not a curated record. The transcript has 2 exons. Gene Ontology annotation, molecular function: DNA-directed DNA polymerase activity; damaged DNA binding. Gene Ontology annotation, biological process: error-prone translesion synthesis; response to radiation.
AUGUCCUCCUCCCAGCCCUUUCAACCUUCCUCUCCGAUGUCUGCAGGCGGAGGCGCCCUUCGAAGGAAGUCGAGAUUCACGUAUAAGCAAUUGGCACUUCUGGCUGCAUCUUCUACCAACUGUCCAUUACGGGUAAUCGCUCAUGUGGAUCUCGAUGCCUUCUACGCACAGUGUGAAAUGGUGCGGCUGGGCGUGCCAGAAGACCAGCCUUUGGCUGUCCAGCAAUGGCAAGGCCUCAUAGCCAUAAAUUAUCCUUCACGAAAAUUUGGUCUCAGUCGACAUGUCAAUAUUGCCGAGGCAAAGAAGCUCUGUCCAAAUUUGAUCAUGCAACAUGUUGCAACGUGGAAAGAGGGCGAAGAGAAAUGGGCAUACCAUGAUGACGCCGCAAAAAAUAUUGCAACGCACAAGGUCUCUCUAGACCCGUACCGCUUGAAGUCUCGUCAAAUCCUUUCGUGUAUAAAAGACACUCUGCCUGCACACUUGCAGAAGGUGGAAAAGGCUAGCAUCGAUGAGGUCUUUAUGGAUCUCUCAGCCCAGGUUCACUCAAUAUUGCUGGAGCGUUACCCUCAGUUGAGUAGGCCGCCACCUUAUGAUGACCCAACGGAAUGUCUACCGCUUCCUCCAACGACAGCAUUAGACUGGCAAGCAGACGCUCUGGUUGAUCUGGAUGUCGACGAAACUGAAGAGGACGAUCCAGACUGGGACGACGUAGCCAUUCUGAUUGGCUCUGAGAUUGUCCGGGAUGUCAGAGCGGCCGUGAGAAAGCAGCUGAAAUACACUUGCUCAGGGGGCAUCGCACAGAACAAGAUGCUGGCGAAGCUUGGAUCGGCACACAAGAAGCCAAACCAACAGACCGUCAUUCGAAACAGGGCUGUCCAAAUGUUCCUCUCAGACUCCAAGUUUACCAAAAUCCGAGGUCUAGGAGGCAAGCUCGGAGACCAGAUCACUUCAGCAUUCAAUACAGAUACGGUCAAAGAUUUGCUAGAAGUUCCCGUGGAACAGCUGAAACAGAAACUUGGGGACGAUACGGGCACGUGGGUGUUCCAAAUCAUCCGAGGAAUUGAUUCGAGCGAGGUCAACUCUCGUACUCAGAUCAAAUCCAUGCUUUCUGCAAAGAGUUUCCGUCCCAGCAUCAACACGCCCGAGCAAGCCCAUCGAUGGCUCCGGAUAUUUGCAGCGGACAUCUACUCCCGAUUGGUGGAGGAGGGUGUGUUGGAGAACAAGAGAAGACCAAAGACCUUGACUCUACAUUUUCGUCAUGGGGGUCAAAUGAAAUCUCGUCAGGCUCCCAUCUCCCUUGGGAAAAAGAUAGAUGAGACGGCACUAUUUGAACUCGCCAAAAAUCUCCUGAGCCAGAUCAUACUGGAAGGAAGAGUCUGGCCUUGCUCGAACAUCAGUCUCAGCGUGGGUGGAUUUGAGGAUGGUAUUCAGGGCAAUUUGGGCAUCGGGGCAUUCUUGGUGAAGGGUGAAGCGGCCAAAGCAACGAGUUCAAGUGCACGGGAGUCGAGCAGGACUGCGACAGGUCAAGAGAGGUCAGAGAAACGACGGCGCCUCGAAGGCACGACAGGCAUUCAGAAAUUCUUUGGCAAACCGGACAGCACAGGGGAACACGAUGAUGAUUUUGGCGCUCAUGGCUUACUCGGCAAUUCUCCUUCGGCUGAAGCAGGAAGUGCAGAUAGGGACGAAUUUGAAAUGGCGGCCUCGCCCUACAUUAACGAGGCGACCGAAUUCCAGCAAGAGAACAAUCUGCUCUCAGCCGGCACAUCGGCCCUUCAUCAACAGCAGAUUACUGAUUAUAUAUGCACCCGUUGCAAUCGGGCCAUAGAACCCGCCAAUGUGGACAGCCACCAAGACUGGCAUUUCGCAAAAGAUCUCCAAGAUGAGGAGAAGGGGCAACUUUCCCACCAACUCCAAGCCACUACCACCUCAAAGACCAACAAGAAAUCUGGGACGAACACGAACAAGAAGAAGACUGCAAGAGAAAAGCCAGAGAAGGGCCAGAGCAAGUUGGCCUUCGGGUGA